AUGAGGAUUUCGAUUAAAGGAGGUGUUUGGACAAACACAGAGGAUGAGAUCCUCAAGUCUGCUGUGAUGAAAUACGGGACGAACGAAUGGGGUCGUACGUCUUCCUUACUUGUGCGCAAAUCCGCUAAGCAGUGUAAAGCUCGUUGGUACCAGUGGCUCGAUUCUUCCAUCAAAAAGACUGAGUGGACCAGAGAGGAGGAUGAGAAGCUGCUUCAUCUUGCUAAGCUCCUGCCGAGUCAAUGGAGAACAGUCGCUCCCAUGGUCGGCCGCACUUCCUGUGAAUGCAUUGACCGCUACGAAAAGCUUCUGGAUGCAGCUUGUGUAAGUGAUGAAAAAUAUGAUGAUCCAAGGAAAUUACGACCCGGAGAGAUCGACCCAAACCCGGAAGCAAAGCCUGCUCGACCCGAUUCAGUUGACAUGGACGACGAUGAAAAAGAAAUGCUUUCAGAAGCAAGGGCUCGAUUAUCCAAUACAAGGGGAAAAAAGGCAAAAAGGAAGGCCCGGGAGAAGCAGAUUGAAGAAGCCGGUCGUCUUGCUUCUUUACUAAAGAAGAGAGAAUUGAAGGCGGCCGGAAUUGAUGAUUAUAGGAAAAGGAAGAAUUUCGACUGCAAUGCUGAGAUCAGGCCGCCAAUUGGCUUUUAUGAUGUCGCUGAUGAAAGUUCAAUAGUUGAGCAACCUAAAUUCCCAACCACCAUCGAGGAAAUGGAAGGUGAAAGAAGAGAGGCCCGUUUGAGAAAGCAGGACAUUGCGAAGAACAAAAUAGCAUGGAGACAAGAUGCUCAAAAAACCGAUAGAAAAAGGCCGAAGAUGGACCUCCCGACACCACAGAUUCCAGAUUAUGAGUUACGACACAUCACAAAAAUGGGUCUUCAAGCUUUCAAAGAUCAAUUGUCACAAGGAAGUAGUGUCACACGUGCUCUCCUUCCUGAUUAUACAUGUCAAGGAAUGAUUAAGACGCCGCUGCAAGGAAAGAAAGAGAUGAUUAUGAUGGAGGCCGCAAAUCAGGCAAGGCACAGGGGCGGACGCAAGAAUUAG
Molecule: messenger RNA, 1035 nt
Organism: Lactuca saligna
Lineage: Eukaryota; Viridiplantae; Streptophyta; Magnoliopsida; Asterales; Asteraceae
Source: the annotation of a GenBank genome assembly